CUCUUCAAUACAAGCAUCGAUACACAGCCAAUUGCAGGCUAUUCCAUCUCGACAACUUCUCAACCUACUUUUUCAACUCACUUACACGCCUCAACACUCACAAUGGCCGCCCUCGCCAAGCCCGCUGCUGCCCCCAAGGUUCUCCCCAUCAUCAUGGCCGUCGGAAGCUUCGCCGUCGUCGCCGGCUUCGUCCGUUCCCAGCUCGCCAUCACAUCAGCCAAGUUCGACCGAUCCUUUGACAAAUACAACACCCCCGAGAGCGAGGCUUCGCGGGCAAAGACAUUUGAGGGAGCCGUCGAGAACCCCCGAACAAGCCUGUUCAACGCACUCGGCCGACGACAGUAG
This is a messenger RNA of Fusarium keratoplasticum, 345 nucleotides long. RefSeq lists its product as uncharacterized. The record is from RefSeq and is a predicted model, not a curated record. Lineage: Eukaryota; Fungi; Ascomycota; Sordariomycetes; Hypocreales; Nectriaceae. The coding region runs from base 103 to 345 and encodes 80 amino acids. The transcript has 2 exons.